Olea europaea var. sylvestris is the source of this 1918-nucleotide messenger RNA. Its product is annotated as UDP-sulfoquinovose synthase, chloroplastic-like. Gene Ontology annotation, molecular function: UDPsulfoquinovose synthase activity. Gene Ontology annotation, biological process: glycolipid biosynthetic process; sulfolipid biosynthetic process. Bases 192 to 1643 code for a protein of 483 amino acids. The transcript has 3 exons. The record is from RefSeq and is a predicted model, not a curated record. Lineage: Eukaryota; Viridiplantae; Streptophyta; Magnoliopsida; Lamiales; Oleaceae.
UCUCACUUGAUGCUCCCCGCAAUACACAGAUACAAGUUUAAACAAGUACACACAGCAUAACCUUGAAGACUACUCGUCUACUCUCCUCCCACACGGGUCGCAGAUCGAUCUCUGCUACUUGACAUCGCAAGGCCCCUGAUUUUAUAAUUCUCACUGUGUAUUUUGCACAAUUAGUGGGUGCAGUUAGUAGUAUGAUGGCACGUUUGCUUUCUACCUCAUGUCCUUUAGAUAUUGCUUCCAGCAGCAGGUCAUACUACAAACCAUCAAACCAAGGCUCAAUUUCACUCUCUUCAUCUCUUAGUUUGCGUAUUUCUUGCCUGCCAUUGAAGAGGCUUUCUAUCCAUGGAAAAAAGUCACAAAGACGCUGUACCAUAUAUACAGCAGCUGUUUCCACGAGCCAAGAAGCCAAAACCGAACCUGGUACUGGUUCUUACCGUAGUUCGAGUGAAGCUUCCACUCCAAAGAAGGUCAUGGUAAUUGGUGGUGACGGAUACUGUGGUUGGGCUACUUCCCUUCACCUGUCCAACAAAAAUUACGAAGUUGCCAUUGUUGACAACCUUGUUCGUCGCCUUUUCGACCACCAGCUUGGCCUUGAUUCUCUCACACCUAUCUCGUCUAUCCAUAACCGGAUCAGGCGUUGGAAGUCUUUAACUGGUAAAGACAUUCAACUCUACGUUGGUGACAUAUGUGACUUUGAGUUCUUGUCUGAGGCCUUCAAGUCAUUGAAACCCGAUGCUGUUGUCCAUUUUGGAGAACAGAGGUCCGCUCCCUACUCCAUGAUCGAUCGGUCAAGAGCCAUAUUCACCCAACAGAACAAUGUGAUAGGGACACUUAAUGUUCUCUUUGCUAUAAAGGAGUUUAAAGGGGAUUGCCAUCUUGUAAAACUCGGAACCAUGGGCGAAUAUGGGACUCCAAAUAUAGAUAUCGAGGAGGGUUACAUAACAAUUACACACAAUGGCAGAACAGAUACUUUACCUUAUCCCAAGCAAGCAAGCUCCUUUUACCAUCUUAGCAAGGUCCAUGAUUCUCACAACAUUGCGUUUACUUGCAAAGCUUGGGGGAUUAGAGCCACUGAUCUAAAUCAGGGAGUGGUCUAUGGGCUUAGAACAGAUGAGACAGCGAUGCAUGAAGAGCUGUGUAACAGGCUUGAUUAUGAUGCAGUAUUUGGAACUGCAUUGAAUCGGUUCUGUGUCCAGGCUGCUGUUGAUCAUCCACUUACAGUCUAUGGCAAAGGGGGUCAGACGAGGGGGUAUUUGGACAUAAGAGACACAGUUCAAUGCGUUGAGCUUGCAAUUGCCAAUCCAGCCCAGCAAGGUGAAUUCCGGGUUUUUAACCAAUUCACUGAGCAGUUUUCGGUCAACCAGCUUGCCACCCUUGUUACCAAGGCAGGAGAGAAACUUGGCCUUCAAGUGCGAACCAUAUCCGUACCCAAUCCAAGAGUCGAGGCAGAGGAACAUUACUAUAAUGCCAAACAUACGAAGCUUGUUGAAUUGGGUCUCAAACCGCACCUUCUCUCAGAUUCUCUUCUUGACUCGUUACUCAACUUUGCUGUCCAGUACAAGGAUCGAGUUGACACUAAACAGAUAAUGCCAAGUGUUUCGUGGAGAAAAAUUGGAGUCAAGCCAAAGACUGUUUCUGCCUAAUGAAAACAAGCGGGUCUAGUGCAGUGCAUGUCUGAAUUAUCAUAUUCCCCAACUUUUACUCGUCAUUGAUGAUCUGCACGGUGCAAACUCCAGAGGAUUUAUUUAAUAUAACUGAAUUGUUGAAACUCCAUUCUAACUUGCUCUAUACUCAAUAUAUUAAUGGAUUUUAAACGACCAACUUGUAAUUCUGUCCAAACAAGCCUGGUUGUGGGCAAGAAAGGGUUUGAACAUCAGGAACUACUAGCACCAUUUUUAAGAGAUUAUUUAUUUUUCGA